Diachasma alloeum is the source of this 1726-nucleotide messenger RNA. It is a transcript of the gene SerRS, whose product is annotated as serine--tRNA ligase, cytoplasmic. NCBI's taxonomy places the organism in Eukaryota, Metazoa, Arthropoda, Insecta, Hymenoptera, Braconidae. Gene Ontology annotation, biological process: seryl-tRNA aminoacylation. Gene Ontology annotation, cellular component: cytosol. The record is from RefSeq and is a predicted model, not a curated record. The transcript is spliced from 5 exons. Gene Ontology annotation, molecular function: serine-tRNA ligase activity; ATP binding; tRNA binding. Bases 148 to 1632 code for a protein of 494 amino acids.
GGUUAUCUACUCGAAGGUCACCAAUCUCCGUGAUUCCGUGUCACUCCAUGUGGCGGUGAAACACGCAGUUUCCCUCAAGUCCUGUCAGACUGAUUAGGUUGUGCGACAAAAAACAAUUAAAAAUAGUUAUCCCUGCACUCGACCAAAAUGGUACUCGAUCUCGACCUGUUCCGCGAAGAUAAGGGCUUCGAUCCCAAUAAAAUCCGGGAGAAUCAGACGAAGCGGUUCAAAGAUGUUGGACUCGUGGAGACCGUCAUCGAGAAGGAUAAAUUCUGGAGGCAGCUGCGACACCGGGCCGACAAUUUGAAUAAACUCAAAAAUGUAUGCAGCAAGGAAAUCGGUGAAAAGAUGAAGAAAAAAGAGCCGGUUGGCGACGACGCAACAGUGCCGGAGGAUCUCAGUUCGAAUCUCGAUGGCAUCACCUCGGAUAACCUGAAAGCUCUCACUGUGACUCAGAUAAAAGCCAUUCGGGGUUUGAUUGAUGAUGCAAUUGUCAACAAUAAUGACGAUUUGAUAAAGGUCGAGGGUGAGAGGAAUUCGGCACUCAGGGAAGUUGGGAAUCAUUUGGAUCUUACUGUGCCUGUUAGCAAUGAUGAGGAUGAGAAUAAGGUGGAACGAGUAUUUGGAGACUGCACCGAGAGGAAAAAAUACUCUCACGUGGACUUAAUUCACAUGAUAGACGGGAUGGACGCAGAACGAGGGGCGGCAGUGGCUGGAGCUCGAGGAUAUUUCCUGACAGGACCUGCAGUCUUCCUGGAGCACGCACUGAUCCAAUACGCCCUGAGGAAAUUAUUCGAAAAGGGUUAUAAACCACUUUACACUCCAUUCUUCAUGAAGAAAGACGCUAUGCAGGAGGUGGCCCAGCUUGCUCAGUUCGACGAGGAGCUGUACAAGGUGAUCGGCAAGGGGAGUGAGAAGGCCGACGAGAAAGAGUCUGAGGAGAAAUACUUAAUCGCGACUUCGGAGCAACCGAUUGCCGCUUAUCAUCGAAAUGAGUGGAUCCCUGAGGCUUCAUUGCCUAUCAGGUACGCUGGGCUCUCGACGUGCUUCAGGCAGGAAGUCGGAUCCCAUGGAAGAGAUACUAGAGGAAUUUUCAGAGUUCAUCAAUUCGAAAAGGUAGAACAAUUCUGCAUCACUUCGCCCCACGACAAUAAAUCCUGGGAGAUGAUGGAUGAAAUGAUAAAGAAUGCUGAGGACUUUUAUCAGGAUCUCAAUAUUCCGUAUAGAAUCGUUAACAUUGUGUCAGGUGCACUGAAUCAUGCUGCAUCCAAGAAACUCGACUUAGAGGCUUGGUUCCCAGGCUCCGCUGCUUUUCGUGAAUUGGUUUCCUGCAGUAAUUGCCUUGAUUAUCAAGCUAGACGUCUUCUAGUCAGAUAUGGACAGACUAAAAAAAUGAAUGCCUCAGUGGAUUAUGUGCACAUGCUGAAUGCAACCAUGUGUGCAGUAACGCGUGUUAUUUGUGCGAUUCUCGAGGUUCAUCAAACAGAGACUGGGAUAAAAGUACCGAAAGCAAUUUCGGCAUUCAUGCCACAGCAGUAUCAAGAGGAGAUUCCAUUUGUCAAGCCUGCACCGAUUGAGGAGGCCGAGAUGAAGAAACAGAAGAAGCAAAAGGAGAACAUGAAUAAAGCAUGAUCGAACUACUUUACAUUCUCUGUCAAGCAUUUAUACCUAAUUUUUUUUAAUGCAUUUUGAGGGCUAAUAAAGCUUCAGGACUCUGCUAACGGUA